Phyllostomus discolor (pale spear-nosed bat) is the source of this 5115-nucleotide messenger RNA. It is a transcript of the gene TAS2R4, whose product is annotated as taste 2 receptor member 4. Lineage: Eukaryota; Metazoa; Chordata; Mammalia; Chiroptera; Phyllostomidae. The transcript has a single exon. Bases 3595 to 4512 code for a protein of 305 amino acids. Gene Ontology annotation, cellular component: membrane. The record is from RefSeq and is a predicted model, not a curated record. Gene Ontology annotation, biological process: detection of chemical stimulus involved in sensory perception of bitter taste; G protein-coupled receptor signaling pathway; sensory perception of taste. Gene Ontology annotation, molecular function: G protein-coupled receptor activity; bitter taste receptor activity.
CCCCAUACCCCUGAGCCCUCGCUACAGGAGAGAAGCAGGGCAUGGAGAGGACGUCUCUGAGAUUUCUUCUUUUAGAUCUGUAGAGUCUGAAGAUUUUUCUGAAGACAUUCUUCACAUGCUCGCAUUGGGUUAAACAGUCCCCUCCCCCGCCCCAGGCAGUAGGUGAGGUCUCAGGACAUAAACCUCAUUAUUGCAGACAAAAUUCAGACCCUUAUUUUCCCUGCACAUUUCUGAGUUGGCAGAGUUAGUACAUUUCAUUGACUGUGCUAUAAUUAAAUUGUCAUUGUGACUUGGUGGAAAUGGCCAGGUGAUCAGAGCAACAUUCUUGCAGGUUAACCCUGGGGAAUUAUGUUUUCAGAAGUUCAUGAGUGAACUUUCUCAGCGUGUUCUGUCUGGCCUUGAUGUCUGUUUAUUGCCAGAUAGGGUACUUUCCAGCCGGAGAGGGAUGAUGUGUGAAUUAUUCGUAGUUGCUCAAUGUUGUGCCCUUACUGCCCAGCUGGUAGAGCUCCUGGAGAAAGGAAUGGCUUCUGGCUUGCUGCUGCACGCUGCUGCAAGAGCUCUGAUCCCAGCUUCUCUUGAAUCUGGUUUAUCCAUUCACAGCACAGAUAUUCAUCUAACACUUUGCACCAAGCACUAUAUUGGAUCACUUCCUGUUUUCAAAAUCGUCCUAUUUAGUGGGCAAGAAACACACAGAUGCAAGUGUUUCAUUUCCGCACCAUUGAAACAGAUGCUUCCCCCAAGAGGAAGGGAACAUCUGUCUUGUCACAGAGGGUCCUGGCUCAGGUGACCUUUGUGUCCAGCUCCCUGUCGUGGCAGCCAUGCAAAUGCAUUGCUCAAUUCCCCUGCAGCGGGGCACAUGAUUGAUGGAUGAUGCCAGCUGCUGACACCCACCACUUCGAGGCCACAGGUCCUUCUGGCUGCUCUCAGCCUGUGAUGGGGCCCUGUGGGCUAUGAAGGCAGGUCUAUUCCCCCGAGACAUGAGACCCUUCCAACAGGCAAUGUUGGCCCAAGGACUCUCCAUGAGCUUGGUGGAAUAUGCUGGGGGACUCUGCUGUAGCCUGGGACUCUCCGUACCGAAUUCUUCCUUCCUGCUUCCUUUUUUACAGGUGUUGUACCUACUUUACUGCCCGAAUACUCUGCCCACCUCCUCUUCCUCCCUACCCCCUAUAGUCUUUUGAAAGCCUAAUACCGUUUCAGCCUGUUCUUCUUGUCACUAAAAGAUGUUUUCUUUAGAUGCAUAAGAAUUCUAGAAAUUGUCCCAGAUUCUUCCUUCUCCUUCAGAUUCAAUAUUUAUCUUCCACGUCUAUUUGGCUACUAGAUCCAUUUGGUUGUACUUUGUAAACAUUUCUCUCAAGUGUCCCCCAGUCUCAGUUUCUACCCUUCAAUCCAUCAGAGGGACUGCAGCAGGAUUGUAGCUAAUUUCCUAUUUCCAAUUCUGUCCCUUUCCAGCAAAACCUUUCUAUGUUACUUGGAUGAUGGUCUUCAUACAGUGAAAAGACAUCACAGUACUCCUCUUUUAAAGUCCUGCAAUGCUCUUUAUUGCUUUGGUUAAAGCCCAGACUUCUUAGCUUGGAACACAGAGCCAUUCCUCAUCUGGCCCUUCUUUUCCUAUCUAGAUUCAUCUUCCCAUUUCUUACUUUUCGAAAAGAACCUUGAAGUACUUCAUCAAGCUAAGCCAAGCCAUUCUUUUGCUUUGACUCUUUGCCGUUAAGGUUUCCCUGCAGGGAAGGGUAGGAGCUCCCCUAAAACAAAAACUUCCUUUACAAAAGGAGCCACUGCUUCUAGGAGUGAUUUCGCAGACAUAGCCUCUGGGGUUGAGCCAAGGGACAAACACAUAAAAAGAGCCACCACUUUCAGGGAGGUCAGAGGCAGGGAUCUUCAUGCGGUAUUUACAUUUAGCUGAAGGUCCAAUGCUCAUACAGAGGAAGACAGGAUUUUAACACCUUUCCUAUGUUGACUCUUUCAGAAAUGACUUCUGACAGAACCAGCCUACCCAACUGAUCAUGCUAAUGACACGGUCGCAUCAUAAUUGUAGUCUCCCCGGCUACUGAGAACCCAAAACGUGGUGUGUCACACUCUGAAAGCAGUUGGUUACUGCCCAUAGUGGGUCCCCCCCGCUUGGGGAACAUUUAAUUUAGUAUUUUACUCCAUAUUACUCAUUUUAGCUAAAUGUGGUAUUUGUAAUAUUUCAACUUCAUUGUUUUAGAGCAGUAGUCUAUUUUACCCAUAAUUAAGUGCAAAUAUGUGCUCUGUGACAUGUAUAUUCUUCCCUUUAAUCAGUGCCUUGCUCCUUCCUCUGUGUAACUUAUCUGGGCCUGCCCCUGUCCGUGCCCCUUAGUUUUGUACCAAGAGCUCUUUGUCCAAAGACCAGCUGGGCUUCAGCCCAAGGAGUUCUCCAAGGCUUGUCUUCAUCAUCUGGGUGAAAGGGCCUCAUGAAUUUAUUGUCCCUCCUGGACCGAGUAAUCUUCAUAUUUUACCUCCUUCUUUUCACCUUUUCCUAUUUGCUUUGGUAACAGGACUUUGGAUGCCUUAUGAUGCUGGUUUGGUGAUCUAGACUGGUUCAUGCAGGGUUGUGCCAUGGUUUCACCUGACUGCUACAGUAGACAAGAGAUGCCAGACUCUUGCAUUCACUCGGGGUUUUCAAUAACAUCAUUUGCUCGAAAUAGUGUAUACUUUCUUCCCUGAGCAAUUACAGAGAAAUCGGGCAAUGAGAUGCCUGUGUAUUUGGCCCACAAAACUGUAACUAAAGUGUUACUGUGCAUCUGGUACCAGAGUACUUUGAUUGGCAGUUAAGUGUCUAAGAUGGAAUAACCACGUGUGAGUGAAGCAUAAAUCCAGAUCUAUAAGGAAACGUGAAAUGGUUGGCAGUUCUUUUCCAAGAGAAAGCAGGUUGCAGCAAAUGAGUAUGACCCUAAUCCCUAUAUGUGACUGGGGAGGGAAUGCAGAGUGAGAAUCAUCCCGAGAGGAUGGAAUUAAUUGAAAAAGGCUUUCUCAGGGAGGUGUCAGGUCUUUGAACUUGAUCUGUUAGAUAACUGUCAAUCACUGUAGGUGCUAAGGGAUGAAAGAGGGCUAUCAGCGUAGCCAGAAUGACCCCUGUGGCAUGAGCAGAUCAGAGGGUAGAGAAAAGGUGGGUUCGGGCAACUCAUGGGUGUGUGGAUGGGGGUGGAUGCGACGGGAUGAGGCAUAUUCUGGGGUUGCUGUGAAGAAAAGGCACCUUCUCUGUGCUACAGUGACCGAAACAGUGCUGGUCGGGAACUCUGUCACUUGGGUUUGAUGUCCUUGGAGCUUGCCGAUACUGCCCCUUCAGCUGUCCUUCUCUUGGAGGAGUGGGCUCCCAGGUUUACCCAGGCUGUCUGAAUUAGGCAUUUCUGAGGAAAACAGGACGCCAGUGAAGAGAGAGUAAUGUGAUCCUCAGAAGAUUUGCAUCUCAGUAAAAGCAGCUGGCUCUUAGCCCACUAAUGGCUCAUUUGCCACACUGGGGAAAAGGAAAGAAGGGAAUGUUCCUUCUGGCUGGAUACCGGUGCCUCCUUGUACAUUUCAGUGUUUCUCCUGUUCCCAACAUCAGCACCACAUCCGCUCAACCCGUAAGGAGAGAUGAUGCCGGACAUGCUCUUUGUUGUUAUUGUCUCAGCAACUUUGGAUUUUGUAGGACUCGUUUUGAAUCUGUUUAUUGCAGUCGUCAGUUGCCAGACCAGGGUUAAAAGCCAUCGAAUCUCUUCUUCUGAUAAGAUCCUGUUCAGCUUGGGCAUCACCAGAUGCCUUGCGCUGUCACUGUCUCUCCUGUCCAUCCUCUACCGCUUCGUCUCUCCACGUGUCGGGAGGUCAGUCAGCCUGUUUGGUGUCAUGCUGUGUUGGGUGUUUUUGGACUCCAGCAGUCUCUGGUUUGUGACCCUGCUCAACGUCCUCUACUGUGUGAAGAUUACUAACUUGCAGCACUCAGUUUUUCUCCUGCUGAGGCAAAAUCUCUCCUCAAAGACCCCGAGGCUGCUGGUGGCCUGCGUGCUGGUUUCCGCCCUCACCACGCUUCUGUAUGCCGUGCUCAGACAGACGCUGCGGUUUCCUGAAUAUGUGACCAGGAGGAAUGGCACAGAUUUCAGCGUCAGUGAGCGCAUCUUGUCUUUGGCCAUCUCUUUGUUCUUGAGCUCAUUUCUCCAGUUCCUCAUUAAUGUGACUUCCGCUUCCUUGCUAAUAAACUCCUUGAGGAGACACAUACAGACGAUGCAGAGAAGCGCCAGUGGCUUUUGGAAUCCCCAGACCGAAGCUCACGUGGGCGCUAUGAAGCUGAUGGUCUACUCCCUCCUCCUGUACAUCCCCUACUCCGUGGCUGCCCUGUCCCUCCACCUCCCGUCCUCCGUAGGGAUGAAUCUGGGAACCAGGUCCGUGUGUGUGUUGCUCUCUGCUGUUUACCAUCCAGGACAUUCUGUUCUCAUUAUUGUCACACAUCCUAAACUGAAAACAAAAGCAAAGAAGAUUCUGUGUUUCAACAAGUGGUGGAAUAUCAGUAGGGAAUAAUGGCUGCAGUCACUUUGUAGUUGGGAGCAAGAUUAUUCUCUGUUAGUGGUUUCACCAUCAGUCUGAGGGCUUCCUUUUGUAAUUGCUGAUACGGUCUUAGGCUGCGUAGAAGCCAGAGCAGCAAUUACGUCUGCCUGUAGUUAAUUUUUCAAAGUUUUUGCUAAUAUUUUUAAAUUAGGCACUUUCUAUUAGGAGUUUGUUUGGGGUAUCUUUUAUCAGCUACUGAAGUAUAAUGGGAGUUCCCCCAAAUGAACAAAUACAUUGUAGUUCAUGUGUGUAGUGUUAAGCCCUGACAGUUGUUUAUCUUUUUUCUUUUGUACUUCAAGUUCUUGACUUAAGCUCUUUUCUUCUUUUUUUUUUAAAAUUGAGGUGUCAUUGCUUAUUAGCAUUAUAUAAGUUCCUGGUGUACCAUAUGGCAAUCCGCUGUCCGAUACACUGUAAUGUGCUCAGCACCAAAUGACCAGUUCUCAUCUGUGAGCAAAUAAUUGACCCGCUUUACCCAUUUCAACCUCCCACACCCCCUGCCCUCCGGUAACCACCGUCUGUUGUCUGUACCCAUGAGUUUGUUGUGUUUUGUUUGUUUGUUUGUUUCUUUUUUGUUUU